AGGAGCCGCUCGUGGUGCUGCGCCGCUGCCCCUCGAACUACACCUCGAGCGACAGCACCGCGUCGGCGGCCGACACGCUCCGCACGGACGGCCUCGCGGCGGCGCCAAAGGGGGAUGCCGCGGGCAUGGAGCUGUGCUGCGCUGCGGCCGCGGGCCGGGCCGACAUGAUCCGCCGCCUGAUCGCCGACGGCGCCAACGUCAACGCCAAGGACUACGACGGCCGCGGCGCUCUGCACAUCGCCGCCGCGUACGGGCACCAGGACAUCGUGCAGGAGCUGCUGGACCUCAAUGCCGACGUGAGGCACAGGGACAACUUCGGUAAUACCCCGCUGUCGUCCGCUGUGAGCCAGCAGCAGGAAGAGGUGGCGACCAUGCUGUUGAAGGCCUUGCAGGAGGGCCGCGGCGAUCCCGGCGACAAGGGGCGCCCCGUCAAAGCCGAGGGCAUGCACGCUGGCACCCUUCCCCUGCCUGGGCAGAUCGAGGGAAUGUUUGCGCGGCAGACCAGCGGCUGCACCGUGAACUGGAUGAUACAGGAGAACGAGGUCAAGUUCGGCCCUGUGAUCAGCAAGACUCUGAAGAGCGCCAUCCACACGGCGGAGUGGAGGGGCAUCAAGGUGGUGGCGAAGACCUUGCUGACGCGGAAGAGCUGGCACGAGAGCGCGGAGCAGGCCGACGAGGAGGACAUCACCAAGGAGGUGCUGCGCGAAAUCGGCAUCCUCUCGACGAUGCGACACCCCGACCUCGUGAUGUUCCUCGGGGCCUGCAUCUACAGCACGCGGCCCUUCCUGAUCUCCGAGUACAUGGAGGGCGGGGACCUCGAGCGCCACUUCUGCACGAAGUCCGCCCAGCGGGGCUGCCCCUGGAGGCCGGACAUGCGCCUCUUCCUCCGGUGGUCGAGCGCGGUGGCGAGGGCCCUGUGCUUCCUCCACAACUGCUCCUCCCCGAUCAUCCACAGG
Prorocentrum cordatum is the source of this 956-nucleotide messenger RNA. Lineage: Eukaryota; Dinophyceae; Prorocentrales; Prorocentraceae. The record is from the annotation of a GenBank genome assembly.